Messenger RNA from Chlorocebus sabaeus (green monkey), 1856 nucleotides. It is a transcript of the gene ADIPOQ, whose product is annotated as adiponectin, C1Q and collagen domain containing. NCBI's taxonomy places the organism in Eukaryota, Metazoa, Chordata, Mammalia, Primates, Cercopithecidae. The record is from RefSeq and is a predicted model, not a curated record. Gene Ontology annotation, molecular function: protein binding.
CCCACCAGGCCCCUUCUCCAACACAUGUCGACAUGAUAUUUGGGUGGGGACACAGACCCAAACCACAUAACCAGGGCACUGGAGAAACACAGAGGUGAAAGAACAAACCAAGGAGUGAGAUGGAGAAGAAGGAGGACUUCCUGAAAGAGAUGACAUCCGAACUGGGUCCUGAAUAGAGAUUAGACAGGGGAGGAGGGGCAGCUAAAAGUGGCCCAGGCAAACAAAGGGCCAGCAGAUAUGUUCAUGGGAUGAUGUGUCUCUUGUUGUCUGUUUAACUCAAGGUGAGUCUCUCUCUCUCUUUCUGUGUGUGUGUGUGUGUGUGUGUGUGUGUGUGUGUGUGUGCAAAUGUAAUAUACCAAAUGGUCAAACCUGUGCCCCAGGAGAGGGGUAGAGGAAGAAAGAAUGAGAGAGUAAGAAGGAGGAAUAGACACAGAAAAUGAAAGAAAAGGGGGGAAAGAAAAAGAAGAAAGGAGCCAGGGGAGAGAAGCUGGUUAGCACUGAUUGGAGCAAACUGUGUCAUCGUACUUGGGAAACUCAAGGAUGGAUUCUUGGCAAGUUGACUCUUGGAGCUUUCCCUGUGCUUGUUCCUGUGCUCAGAUAUGGAAAAAUUAGAGGAGUGUCAUCUGUGCAAUCACUGAAUUCAUAAUUUUGGUGAGGAAAGGAGACUACACACAGGAAUAAUGUUAAGUAUUACAAAUUUGGGGGCAGAAAGAGAUCAAGGUGGGCUGCAAUAUUCAGAAAAGUCUUCCCGAAAGAGUUGAAUACUGAGAAAGCAGCUCCUUGAAGCGGACUUUGCUGAGGUGGAUGGAGUCCUGUGUAGGUAUCAACUGGGUGUGCUGUGUGGGGUCUGUCUCUCCAUGGCUGACAGUGCACAUGUGGAUUCCAGGACUCAGGAUGUUGUUGCUGGGAGCUGUUCUACUGCUAUUAGCUCUGCCCAGUCAUGGCCAGGAUACCACAACUCAAGGGCCCGGAGUCCUGCUUCCUCUGCCCAAGGGGGCCUGCACAGGUUGGAUGGCAGGCAUCCCAGGGCAUCCAGGCCAUAAUGGGGUCCCAGGUCGUGAUGGCAGAGAUGGCACCCCUGGCGAGAAGGGUGAGAAAGGAGAUCCAGGUCUUAUUGGUCCUAAGGGAGACACUGGUGAAACUGGAGUAACCGGGGCUGAAGGUCCCCGAGGCUUUCCGGGAAUCCAAGGCAGGAAAGGAGAACCUGGAGAAGAUGCCUAUGUAUACCGCUCAGCAUUCAGUGUGGGAUUGGAGACCUACGUUACUGUCCCCAACAUGCCCAUUCGCUUUACCAAGAUCUUCUACAAUCAGCAAAACCACUAUGAUGGCUCCACUGGUAAAUUCCACUGCAACAUUCCUGGGCUGUACUACUUUGCCUACCACAUCACAGUCUAUAUGAAGGAUGUGAAGGUCAGCCUCUUCAAGAAGGACAAGGCUAUGCUCUUCACCUAUGACCAGUACCAGGAAAAUAAUGUGGACCAGGCCUCCGGCUCUGUGCUCCUGCAUCUGGAGGUGGGCGACCAAGUCUGGCUUCAGGUGUAUGGGGAAGGAGAGCGUAAUGGACUCUAUGCUGAUAAUGACAAUGACUCCACCUUCACAGGCUUUCUUCUGUACCACGACACCAACUGAUCACCACUAACUCAGAGCCUUGUGCCAGGCCAAACAGCCACAAAGUCAAUUAAAGGCUUUCAGUACAGUUAGGAGACUAUUAUUUAGUUGGAGGCCUUUGAAUAUUAUUCAUUCAUUCACUCAUUCAUGUAUUCACUCAUUCAUCAAGUAACUUUAAAAAAAUCAUAUGCUAUGUUCCCAGUCCUGGGGAGUUUCAGAAACAUGACCAGAUAACUGAGUAGAAAGAA